Molecule: messenger RNA, 2574 nt
Organism: Priceomyces carsonii
Lineage: Eukaryota; Fungi; Ascomycota; Pichiomycetes; Serinales; Debaryomycetaceae
Gene: RNR3
Product: Rnr3p
Exons: 1
Coding region: 1-2574 (857 amino acids)
Biological process (GO): deoxyribonucleotide biosynthetic process; DNA replication
Cellular component (GO): ribonucleoside-diphosphate reductase complex
Molecular function (GO): ATP binding; ribonucleoside-diphosphate reductase activity, thioredoxin disulfide as acceptor
Source: RefSeq, a predicted model, not a curated record
AUGACGAGAUGUCGAGUUUCAAGCGACACCGCAAAGGGGUCCAGUUCCAAUUUCGAUAAAGAAAAGUUAAUUGCAUUUUUGAACAGACUAUCAUAUUCUUUAGAUUCUAGAUUUAUCAUAAUAAAUGAAAUAGUUGAUACAGUUGAGCUAGGACUUCCGGAGAAGGUCAGCGUGAGCCAGCUUUUUGACUUAACUGCUGAGGUGAUUGCCUCAAAAGUCAUUUAUCAUCCUGAUUUUGCCACUUUGGCGGGUCGAGUAGAAGCUGCCAGAUUACAGAAAAAAAUACGAUUAAGUUUUAGCAAAAAUGUGGAAAGGUUACAUAAUAACAGUUUUGAAGGUGGAAAUAGAGGGAAAACACCUAUUUCGGAUUCAUUCUACGAAACAGUCAUGAAAAAUCGUGAUUUUCUCGACAAAAUUAUAGUAAGUGAUCGUGAUUUCGAGUUGUCUUACUUUGGGAUAAAGACUCUUCAAAAAUCUUAUUUGUUACGACUAGGGGAAGAAGUGGCAGAAACUCCUCAAUACAUGUUUUUGAGAGUUGCAGUGGGUAUUCAUUGUGACAACCUAAAUGACAUUGUGGAAACAUAUGAUCUUAUGUCUAAAAAGUACUUUAUUCAUGCUUCACCAACAUUGUAUAACUCAGGCACAGUAAAGAACUAUUUAUCAUCUUGUUUUUUGGUAGCAAUGGACGAUGAUUCAAUAGAUGGUAUUUAUAAAACAUUGCACAAAGUUGCAUUGAUAUCAAAGGCAUCGGGUGGAGUUGGUUUACAUGUUUCCAACAUUAGAGCAAGUGGGUCACAUAUAUCAUCUUCGAAUGGAAUAUCAAGUGGACUAGUUCCAAUGCUCAGAGUGUUCAACAAUACUGCCAAGUACGUAGAUCAAGGCGGUAAUAAAAGACCAGGGGCAUUUGCCAUAUAUUUGGAACCGUGGCAUGGGGACAUUUUUGAAUUUUUGAACUUAAAAAAGAAUCAUGGGAAAGAAGAAAUGAGAGCGAGAGAUCUCUUCUAUGGAUUAUGGAUACCCGAUCUUUUCAUGAAACGAGUGAAGAACAAUAGUACGUGGUCAUUGUUUUCUCCGGAUGUUGCUCCCAAUUUAGCUGAUAAUUAUGGAAAAGACUUUGAUGAUUUGUAUGAAAAGUAUGAGAAAGAAGGUUUGGCUAUGAGGACUGUGAGUGCCCAAAAAUUGUGGCUUGCUAUUUUAGAGGCACAGAUUGAAACAGGCGUACCUUACAUCUUAUUCAAAGAUUCUUGUAAUAUUAAAUCUAAUCAAAAAAAUUUAGGAACGAUAAAAUCCUCCAACUUGUGCUGUGAAAUUGUUCAAUAUUCGUCACCGGAAGAGACCGCCGUUUGUAACUUGGGUUCAUUGGCAUUGCCGAGUUUUGUGGAAUGCAAUAAAGAAGAAAAUGUUUCGACUUUUAAUUUUGAAAAGUUGCAUUCAGUGACAAAAGUUUUGACAAAAAAUUUAGAUAAAAUCAUAGAUGUAACGAGAUAUCCGGUGGAAAGUACUGAGAAAUCCAAUAAACGAAAUCGGCCCAUUGCAAUUGGAGUUCAAGGUCUAGCUGAUUUGUUUUUGCAGCUUCGUCUUCCGUUUGAUAGUCAAAUGGCUCGAAAAUUGAACAUUCAGAUAUUUGAGACUAUCUACCAUGCAUCAGUUGAGGCAUCAAUGGAACUUGCGCAGAAAUAUGGCCCUUAUGAGACAUUUCAAGGAUCCCCCGCUUCCGAGGGUAGCUUACAAUUCGAUUUAUGGAGCCAUAAACCAUCAAAUCUUUUCGGUGAUUGGGACGCGUUGAAGGCAUCAGUGAAGAGAUUUGGUAUUCGAAACUCGUUGUUAGUAGGACCCAUGCCGACUGCCUCUACUUCUCAAAUAUUGGGUUUUAAUGAAUGCUUCGAGCCAUAUACAUCAAAUAUCUAUAAUAGGAGAGUUUUAUCGGGAGAGUAUCAAGUGGUUAAUAAAUAUUUGUUAAAUGACUUAAUUGACUUAGGGCUUUGGAAUUCUGCUAUGAGGAAUCGUUUGAUCUUAGAAAAUGGCUCGAUUCAAAACAUUCCUAGUAUUCCUGAGGAGUUAAAAGCCUUGUACAAGACAGUAUGGGAAAUCAGCCAGAAGACUAUUAUAGACAUGGCCUCCGAAAGGGGAAAGUUUAUCGACCAAUCUCAGAGUAUGAACAUUUUCUUGCAGAAUCCAACUCUUGGUAAAUUAACGAGUGCGCAUUUUUAUUCUUGGGAGAAAGGUUUGAAGACUGGAAUGUAUUAUUUAAGGACUCAAGCAGCUUCGAAGGCUAUUCAAUUCACAGUUGACUUUGAUGAAGCCAAAAAAGUUGAUGCAGAAGUUGCUCCAGAGUUUACUUUAAAAAGAAAUAGAUAUGUGGAAAAAGAUGAUUAUGAAACUGAUAAAGACGAGUUUGCAGCGUCCACUAAAAAGGUUAAGAGAAAUGCUCCGUCUUGUCCGACGCCGGUUUCUCUGUCAAAUUCGCCUUUUGAAAGCCCAAAUCCUAUAAAAAAAAUUGACAUUUACGAUAAUAAGCUCUUGUGCGUCAUGAAGUCGGAUAUUGAAAAUAAUUGUGACUCUUGCUCUGGCUAG